Messenger RNA from Penaeus chinensis, 985 nucleotides. RefSeq lists its product as uncharacterized. The coding region runs from base 161 to 679 and encodes 172 amino acids. The record is from RefSeq and is a predicted model, not a curated record. Lineage: Eukaryota; Metazoa; Arthropoda; Malacostraca; Decapoda; Penaeidae. The transcript has 6 exons.
AAUAUUUAUUCUUUGUAAGCUUCACACAUCCGAGGAGCCGCAGCGCUGCACACACCGCCUAUGCAAGCUGUGAGAGGCAGCCGUGUAUCAGUAUUUCAAGUGCUUUCCAGGUGUUUCCCUUAUCAAAAAAGCUGCCAGUUCUUUGUGAUAAUAAUUGAAAAUGUGUGUUAUGAUCUUCUUUCGACCAAGCUGCGUGGCCUGUACAACAAGGAGUUUGUCCUUUGGCAUCGGCCUGAUCGGCUCGAUAAUCUCCGUGAUAUUUAUCAUUCUGACAUCCUUCAUGUUGCACACAAGUAUCAGCGAGAACUACGAACAGAAUUUCCUGCCCUUAAAAGGUACGAUAGGGGUCGUCAUUGCUGCGUUAACUCUUAGUCUGCUUGCGAUGCCAUGUAGCAUCAUCCUUAUCAUAGGAGUCUUUAAGGAACGCCGUGCUUUGGUUCUCUUGUGGAUGUUCUUACUGGGUAUCCCGAUAGCUCGCGAUAUAACGACCAUCUUCUUCGCAUUAGAGUCCACUGGGAGUGGCAUUUUCAUCAGCCUCUUCCUCUUCGAAAUCUGGUUCUACGUCCUUGGAUUCAUCGUCGUUCGCUCAUACGGCUCGUCGAUAUCCUAUUACUCCAGCAGUCGGAAACAGACAAGUUUGGAAAACCCAAACCCCGGAGUGGACGGAUCCCGGGUAUAAGGCGGGAGCUUUUAUCGCGAGAAACGUACAGCCAGCGACGGGGAAAGGAAAAAGAAGACUUCAAAGUGUACGAUUUCGUGCGUUCUGUAUAUACGACUGAUGACAUUAUGUUCAUAGGCUCUGUGUGUAUCCGCAUGUGUGUUGUGUAUGUAUGAAUAUUGACGUAUUGUACAUGGGUAGGUACCAACUUAGAUAUAUAUAUAUAUAUACAUAUAUAUAUACAUAUUAAUAUAUAUAUGAAUAUAUAUAUACAUAUAUAUAUAUAAAUAUACAUAUAUACAAAGAUAGACACACACACAUAAACAC